AUGAUGAUCAACUAUUUAGUCUAUUCGAUUCAACUCUAUGUAGUUGUUGCUCUUCCUCAUUUUAAUCUUCAUCAUACCGAUUGGAUAAAUGAGAAUGAAGUUUAUACUACAUUACAACAUGAUUGUCUCUAUGUAUCAUCCAGUAGUGAAACAAAUCUUAGAUUAUAUCAAACAAUUUCAUAUUGUUUAACUGUAUGGCCAUCAAAAUGGCAAGUUGUCGAAAAUGAAUACGAUCAAAAAUUUACUUUUGCUGCACUUUAUGAACAAGGUGUUACUAGUGAAGAAUUGUAUUUCUGGUCAGCGUCGAUGAAACUUAUUGAAGAUUACCAAGAAUAUUAUAAUCAACGUUCAAUGAAAUUGAACGAAANCCAUUGGACUCAGAAUUAA
Messenger RNA from Adineta ricciae, 387 nucleotides. The record is from the annotation of a GenBank genome assembly. NCBI's taxonomy places the organism in Eukaryota, Metazoa, Rotifera, Eurotatoria, Adinetida, Adinetidae.